Messenger RNA from Alternaria burnsii, 1224 nucleotides. Its product is annotated as mannose-6-phosphate isomerase. The record is from RefSeq and is a predicted model, not a curated record. NCBI's taxonomy places the organism in Eukaryota, Fungi, Ascomycota, Dothideomycetes, Pleosporales, Pleosporaceae. Gene Ontology annotation, biological process: GDP-mannose biosynthetic process; carbohydrate metabolic process; regulation of DNA-templated transcription. The transcript is spliced from 3 exons. Gene Ontology annotation, molecular function: zinc ion binding; mannose-6-phosphate isomerase activity. Gene Ontology annotation, cellular component: cytosol. The coding region runs from base 1 to 1224 and encodes 407 amino acids.
AUGGUUGAGAAGGUUAUGCAACUGAAAUGCGACUGCAACCAGUACCCCUGGGGGAAGCAAGGCUCGAAGUCGCUCGCUGCGACCUUGUGCGAGAAGACUCCAGGCACAGACUUCAAGCUUGAUGAGAACACAAGCUAUGCUGAGAUGUGGAUGGGCACAUAUCCUGAGUUGCCUUCAUAUGUGCUAGAGACCGGCGAGGAUCUCCAAAAGGUGCUCGACAGGCAUCCUGAUGAGCUUGUUGGAAAGAAGACUGCCGACAAGUUCAACCACACAAAGCUGCCAUAUCUACCCAAGGUCCUGUCAAUAGCAAAGGCCCUACCACUGCAAUUGCAUCCAAACAAGGAUUUGGCUUCGAAGCUGCAUGCAAAGAACCCUGAUCAAUUCACCGAUCCAAACCACAAGCCAGAGAUCGCUUUGGCUCUAGGCGACUUUGAAGCUUUCUGCGGCUUCAAGCAACUCAAAGACAUCGAGCGACUGAUGCAGCUGCCACCUCUUCAACCUUUCCUUCCAGAGGUCAAGAAGCCCGAGUUUGAUGAUCAGAUUCUAAAGCACGUUGUCAGGGAAAUGCUCAUGGCCUCUGAGGAUGCCGUACGCAAGACCAACGACGCGCUGAUGAAGAUUCCCAAGGAGCAAUUCGGCGAAUUCAGCUAUAUCCCCGACAUGAUUCCACGUUUGGCUGAGCAGUACGACAAAGCGGACAACGGAACUCUUGUUGCCCUCGUCACCAUGAACUACCUCCAGCUCAAGGCUGGUGACAGCAUCUACAUCCCUGCCGACGGCAUUCACGCAUAUCUCUCCGGUGAUAUCAUCGAGUGCAUGGCCCGAUCGAACAACGUUUUGAACACCGGCUUCUGCCCGCGUGCUGACCGUGACAAUAUCGACAUGUUCUGCUCUUCUUUAACCUUCACACCACAUGAUGCCAAGGAGGCUAUCCUACCAGCGAAACCUUUCGAUGGAAGCAAAAACGGCAAGACGAAACUCUACGCGCCUCCUCUAAGCGAGUUCAGCAUGCUGGCUACAACCGUGGGCGAUGGUGAUUCCGAGGCCAUCCGGUCGCUUGGCGGACCCAGUGUCAUGAUCGUAACAGAAGGCGAGGGUACCAUGAGGGGCAACGGCAAGGAAUACAAGCUGAGCGCAGGUUACAUUUUCUUCGUCGCGCCAGGUGUAGAGUUAGAGUUCAAGGCUACUAAGCAGCUCAAGGCGUUUACAGCCUUUGUAGAGUAG